AUGAAGAGAAUAAUUAAAAGAUUUAACGAUAACCCAUCUUCAACACAAUUCGAAAAUGAAACAAAUAAGGACAUAGACCCUGUAGAAAGAACUUUAGAGACAAAAUAUAGAGAGAAGGAAGGAAAUAUGGACAUAGAAAAUAUUGAUAUAAAAGAUGACGCAACAAACAAUUUUAAUUAUAUUAACAGAUAUUUAACAGCAAUUUUUGAUAUAGCAAAAAAUGAUGAUUCCUCUUCAUCAAAAGAAGACAACAUAAAAAAAGGUACUAAUGGAAUUAAUAAAUUUACGGAAGAAAUUUCACGUUUUAGCACAAAAAAUCAUAAUGUAGAUGAUGAAUGGGAAUUAGGUAAUACAUAUGAAUUUGAAACAGUGGAAAGUGGAAAUGUCCAAUAUGACAUUUCUUCUCUAAGUAGGACAUCAAAUGUAGAGUAUCACACUUCGCUAAAUAGGGAAGUAAAUCGUAUCAAUGUAGAUAAUUUAAAAUUAAAGAAAGCCCGUACAGAUAUAAUUGAUGAUAAAAAUUGUGAUAAUAUAUUUGCAAACAGGGAAGUAUUUAAUUAUUUUUAUUCAUUUAACGAAAAUGACCACCUAGAUGUAUGGCUUAAAAGGAAUGAAGACCUUUUUAACUUUCCCAAAAAAUAUAAUGCAGAAAAGGACAUAAAUGGAAAAGAGGGUACAUCAAGAGAAAAGUUUAACGACGAUGUUGUAAAGGAAAAGACCUCAACUGAACGGAGAAAUAAGUACACUCAGGAAAAUGCUCCGCAUUCUUCAAGCGGGAAAAAAUAUGCGGACAGUCUGCAUCAGAAAGAUAAUCAAGAGCAGCUACAGCUGCAGCAACAGCAACAUCAUCAACUAAUGCACCAGUAUGAGAAUAAUAUAAACCGAGGAAUGGAUUCAGCGAAGAACACAAAUAAAGGUAAAAGGAUUGAGAAGGAACAAAUUCACAAGACAUCGCAUGAUGAGUUAAGUAAAAAUCUAUUUCGUAUGCAUAAUUACCAAAGUGAGGAUGUACUUUAUAGCUACUUCAGUGAUAACGUUAGCAUAAGUGAUAAGCAACUAAAAGAAAGGUCAAAUGAAAAUAUAUUACAGGAUCAGUGGAAUGUAAUACAUAAUUAUUCUGGGAAAGGAUUUAACGAAUUUGCAAAGACGAAUAAUAACGAAUAUUACGAAGGAGGUGGAAAUGAUAAAAUUUACAGCACUUAUCAAAAAAGUAGAAGUGUCUAUCCGAAUUUUCCUUAUCUUAAGCAAAGCAGUUUUUUAAAAGAUCAUUUAACUGAGGCUUAUACAAACAUUUUGGAUAAUAGAAAAUAUAAUGUUCCUAUUAAAUUACAGAAUUUAGAAAUUGGUACAGAUGAUAAUCCAUUUUUUUCGGAACAUAUUAAGGAAAAUAUCAAAAACGAAGAAAUGAAAUUAAAUCAACCCCCUGAAAUGUGCCUUGAUAAUAAAAGGGUGGGCCCUUAUAAUUAUGAAGAUUAUAAUUUUAAGCAUAAUAUUUCUCAUUAUAACAAUAUAAAUGAAGAUAAGAACACUUUUUGUUCAGGUAUAAAUAAUGAAGUUCAGAAGGAAGUAGAAAAUGAUGGGUUAAACAAAUAUGAUAAUGUUAUGUUGAAUAGGAAAAACAACGUGAGUCAGGGAAAAACAGAAAUUACCAAUUUGUUUAAAAAAGAUGACACACAGAAAGAGUGGAGUAAUUUCAAUAAUAAGCAAGUCAUAUGUAGUGAUAUUGAAGGUUUAAGUAUGAAUAAUAAUUUAGUGAAAAAUUCGAUGAGGUAUGACAAUAUAGAAGUAAACCAAAAUUUAAGUAAAAAAAGUAAAGAUAACUAUUUGGAAAAAAUGAGAGAUUAUAUGUUACAUAACAAUGCCCUUUUUUCGAAAAAACCAUAUUUAGAAGAGAAUAAAAAAUGGGUAAAUGAGGUAGAUGAAAAUGAUCCACAAAAUAAUGUUAAUGAAGGAAGUUUCAGAAAUUCUGACAUGUGCCGAAGCUUAUUGUUGUCUUACUUGAGUAAGCAGGUGAACAGCAUCGGAGUUUAUGAACUGAAUAAUGAAGCUACAAAGAAUUUUAAUGGUGAAAAAGUUCGCGGUGGGAAUUUAGGGCAGUACCAAGGGGACGUUGGAGGGUCUUCAGGGAGCGGUGCCAUCAAGGGGAAAAUUAAUAAUAACGAUGAUAAUAAUGGGUGUGAUAAUAAUGGGUGUGAUAAUAAUGGGUAUGAUAAUAAUGGGUAUGAUAAUAAUGGGUGUGAUAAUAAUGGGUGUGAUAAUAAUGGGUGUGAUAAUAAUGGGUGUGAUAAUAAUGGGUGUGAUAAUAACUGGUGUGAUAAUAAUGGGUGUGAUAAUAACUGGUGUGAUAGUAAUGGUAGUAAUUAUAGUGGAAACCGUGCAUUUUUUCAAAAUGAUCAUAACGGUAUGCAUAGCUCAAGUGUUAAGGACACACACAAUAUGGAGAAAAUACGUGGUUGUAGUUACAAAGAGAACAAUUUUAACGAAAAAAUUCAAAAAUUAAACGAAAAGGAAAGAACAGUUUCUACGUUAUGGGAAAAUAACUCAACCAUAGAAGGAAAUUGUUUUAACAAUUAUCUUGACUCUUAUGCUAAUUCAAAUGAUAUUAAAAAGAAUAAAUGCAUACAAAAAGGAUCAUUCAGUGGAAUGAGUAAUCUUAUUAAUGAUAGUAGAAAUAACCAUGUACUAAAGGAGACGCUAAAAAAUAAGAUAAAGUUUUUACUGGAACAUGAAAGUGAUGACAUUUUGUUAAGUGAAUAUAUUAUAAAUACCAUAAAUGAUUAUAAUAAAAGCAAAUGCAACAUGGAUAGUACUACUAUAUAUGAUAAUAACUACAAAACGGAAGGACAUAUAUGUGAAGAUAUUAGAACCAAAAAUAAUAAUUACACAGAAAAAGACAAAAUAAUAGCUACCGAAGAAAAUAUUAAGAGAACAGAUGAUCAGAUGAACAAUCAAAUAGUGAAUAACAAUUCAGAUACAAUACUUCAUAAAUGGAGGAACAUGGAAUGUAAACAUACCUCUAAUACACUUUACAAUAAAGUAGAGGAUGAAUUGUAUGAUACUACUAAUUCCCAGAUCCAAAACACAGGUGAGGGUAGUAGUUCGACAGUUUUAAAUUUCAAUAAUAUAUUAUUACCUGAACAAAAUAGUUAUAACCAGCUUAAUAAAAACAUGAAUAUUAACUUGAAUGUUAGCGAUUUAAUAUCAUUGCUAAACGCAAGUUCUGCUAUAAAUGGAAGUGAUGUUAUUUGUUCUGGUAAGGACCUCACUAGUAGUAAGGACUCCAAGUAUUAUUUAAGUCGAUGUGACGAAUUUAGAAAAAGCUGCAAUUUCGAGGAGGGGUUCUCGGCCAGUUCCUCGAUGUUUGAAUCAAAAAGCGACCAUAAGAUUAGUGGUGCUGUUAGUAAGCUUGAUAUUAGGCUCGAUAGUAUGCACGACAGUAUGCACGACAGUAAGCACGACAGUAAGCAUUGUAACGGACCAACCUAUAGCACACACGAGGGGUCCGGCAGAGAAAAAGGGGUAGUGUGCAACUCCCCCUCAGAAUUCGCUACAAAGAUAGAAACUGUACAUCUUAAUAAUAAAAAAAGAGAGUUCAGUUACAAUAAUGAAAGAGGAGUGGUGCGUUAUGCUGCUAUCGGAAGGGAAAAUAAAGAUAAUGACAUUUUUGGAAAAAAGAAUAGCAUCUAUCAAUCGAACGAACAAAGAGAUUUCACAGUAAAUGAAUCACAAUAUGAAAAAGUAAAUAAUCUUGUACAUUUCAUAAGUAAAAAUAGUACGUUGGAUGGAAAUGAAAACUGUGCAGGGAAUACCAUUAAUAGUACUUUCCCAAAUAGUAAUAAUGUAAAUAGUAAUUCGAGUCAUAUAAUGAUACAGAAUCAUACAAAGGAUAGAAGCAUGUUCGAAUACACUAAGAAGGAAACAUAUUAUAAAGAUAAUACGCUCACAGAUGAUUACAUAAAGAAAAAGCAUAAAAGUGAAAAAUUGAUAAGUUCAUUCCCUGGUGAGACUAAUUCUUAUCUUAAAAGCAAAUGUGUUAAAAAUAACAAAUCCAAAUGGGAUAGUGGUAAUUUUGAAAAUGGCUAUUUUAAAAAAAAGGAGUCGACUUGGAAGGGGCUACGAAAUUUUAGUAAGACAGAGGAAACUAAUGGAAUGUGCAAAGAAUGGAGUAUGGGAAAGCAAGGGCAUAACAAGUAUGUUUCUAAAUCAAAAGAAAAGGAAUCUUCUCUUUGUUUUACAAGGAGCCACCAUUACGGUAGAGAUAGCGAUGCAAAUAACAGUUGCAAUGAAAGCAGUGGCGGUAAUGAAGGUAAUACCUGCAGUAGUAGUAGUGAUGGUAAUAGCGCUAGAAGUACUAGCAAAGGUAACCCUCUCUGGCGAAGGAACACCCACUGGGGGGGAAGGUUGUCCACCAAGGCGUGCCGCAAGGACAGGUACGUAGGGUUUAAGAAAGGUAGUGUUGAUAUUAAUAUAAAGCCAAAAUUAACGGGAAAAUAUACUAUGUCUUAUUUAAAAGAAAAUAAAAAAAAAAAAAAAAAAUGGGAAGAGAUAGAUGAAUUACCAUUUGAGGUGUUAAAAAAAUUGGUUACUGAAGAAGAAAACAAUUUAGAAAAAUUACUACAAUCGUUAUAUGAUGACAGAAUAUUACCAUUACUAAUUAAUAUAAAAGGAAGAGCAGAUGAAUAUCAUUUAACAGAUAUAUUAAAAAGCAAUAUAAAAAAUGCAUAUAGUUUAAAUACAGAAAAAUAUAUAAUAAAAAUGAAUAAGUCAGCUAACGAUUAUGUAAUAUAUUUUUCUAAUAAGAAAGAAAAAGAUGACUACUUCUUUUCUAUAAAUAAUUUGGUAGAUGUUUAUGAUACAUCUAUGUGGUCUGAAUUUGAAAAAUAUUUAAUCCAAAUAGCUAAUUCUGAGGAUCCUAAUUUAUAUACAUUUUCCGGGGGCAGAUAUGGGAUGGCAAAAGAAUUACAACGAAGAAAUUUACCAUUUUUUAAAGGGCUAUAUUUAGGUGAGUUAUGCCAAAUUGUUCAUAUAAGUACUAAUAAAAAAAUUAUAGCAUAUGAAAAUAAUUACUUAAAGCCUAUUUCUCAAUGUCAUAAAUAUACAAAUGCCAAAUUAGGUAUUGUAAAUACAAGUAGCAAAAAUUUGGAAAAUUAUAUUACAACUAUAGAUGAACUACGAUUUUAUUUGAGUAAAUUAUUGAAAUAUUAUAAAGGGGGAUUUAACAUUUCUACGCUGAAAAAAAAAUUAAAAAAUAGAUUCAACAAACAGCUAUGCGAGAGUGUUUUCCACUGUAUCAAAUUGAUAGAGGUCCUACAGUUAGAGCAGCUCAAGGAUGUGUGCAUCGUCGACACGCAAUCCAAGGUUGUGCGAAGCCCCAGCGAUGGUUAG
Messenger RNA from Plasmodium malariae, 5385 nucleotides. Its product is annotated as conserved Plasmodium protein, unknown function. Bases 1 to 5385 code for a protein of 1794 amino acids. Lineage: Eukaryota; Apicomplexa; Aconoidasida; Haemosporida; Plasmodiidae. The record is from RefSeq and is a predicted model, not a curated record. The transcript has a single exon.